AGAAAACCAACAAAAAGCCUAAAAAAAAAAAAAAAAUUAAUUAAAUAAAAUAAAAUCCAGAGCCAAAUUUUCCCACGGUGCCUAGCCCGACCGCGGACAUAGCCGGGCGGAGGGUGCCACGUGGGCGGACUGCAGGUGCGCCGCCGCCCGCGACCCGCGCCAUGAAGACCACACGCCCACGAUCGCCCUCCCACGCGGCCAAGAACAAGACGCCCGAGGACCGCGUGUGGGAGUUCGGGUGCGUGCUGGGCGAGCGGAAUGGGCGUCUGCUCUGCCGCCCAUGCAACCUGGCCCUCGACCACACCCGCAGGUCCACCAUCGUCGAGCAUCUCAGGUCGAGAAAGCACCAGAGGUUCCUGGAUGAAGUGGGCCUCUUAGAGUCCCCGGCGGCCACUGCACCGCCCGUGCCCGCUUCGUUGACUGGUCACACUACCAUCUUCGCCCCAGCCGUCAUCUAUGUGGAUGGAGGAGAUGACACCUCGAGACAGGAUGCUUCGGAACAGCCUUCUUCCCCUUCUCAAGGACCUCAGGAGCUGGUCGGGCCUUACCUGCUGAAGAAGGAAUCCCACUGCACGACCGUCCUGGAUCAGCUGCUCCGAGACGACACCUACACUGACGUCACGCUCACAGCUGAGGGCCACAGCUUGAGGGCCCAUCGGAUCGUCCUGUGUUUAGCAAGUCCAUAUUUCCGCCAAGUUCUGAGUCGCGAGAUGAACGUGCAGAGUGUGGUGCUUCUUCGGGAUGUUAAGUUUGCCGAACUUAAAAACAUCAUUAAUUUCAUCUACACAGGCGAGGCCACCGUCGACGCCACGGAGCUGGAAUCCUUCAUGCGGACGGCGGAGAUGCUGGAGAUCUCGUCCCUGUGCGAGGGCAGAAGUGCAUCGCCAGCCGCGGGUCCCAGUCGUCCGGAGGCGGGGGCGGGUCGUCGAGCUCGGGUUUCACCAUCGCCGACUUCGAGAAGCUGGUCGGGGCCAAGAGGACGCGGAGGGUUCCUCGUCGCCGACGCCGUGCAAGUCGAUUCGGCUCUCGGGCGAAGACCAGUCCUCGCGGUGCUCCUCGGCCGAGCCCCCCGCCAACCCGCUGGCGCUCAUCAAGGAGGAGCCCCUCGACGGCACCUCGACGCCGACGGGGCAGCCGGCCGACGGGACGCCAAGAGCCGAGACGCGGAACCCGACGGCGGCGCUGACGGCGGCGGUCGGGAGAGACGGGAGUCGUCGGGGUCGAUCGGGGGCUUCGCGUCCAUCGCCGGCCUGCAGAAGGAGGCGUCGGCGGCGAGGGGGCGAGGGGGGCGCGCAGGAGAUCUUCCUCGCCACGACGGAGGCCACGACGGAGGAGGCGGAGGGCGCGGCGGCGGCGGCGGCGGCGGCGACGGGCCGGCGGGGCGGAUGCGGCGUCGUCGUGCCGGAAGAUGUCCGUACUGCCCCCACUUGACGCAGAAGUUCGAGGGCGUGCCCAUGAUGCGGCAUCUCCUGGUCUCUCACCCCUGCAAGCCGGCCUUCCCCUGCGACUCCUGCUGGCGAGUGUUCGUCAAGAGAGCCAGCUUCAAGAGCCACCAGCAGAAGUGCCAAGCCCAGGCUGUCUAA
Molecule: messenger RNA, 1583 nt
Organism: Penaeus vannamei (Pacific white shrimp)
Lineage: Eukaryota; Metazoa; Arthropoda; Malacostraca; Decapoda; Penaeidae
Source: RefSeq, a predicted model, not a curated record